Molecule: messenger RNA, 842 nt
Organism: Fonticula alba
Lineage: Eukaryota; Rotosphaerida; Fonticulaceae
Exons: 3
Coding region: 83-706 (207 amino acids)
Biological process (GO): translational elongation
Cellular component (GO): cytosol; eukaryotic translation elongation factor 1 complex
Molecular function (GO): guanyl-nucleotide exchange factor activity; translation elongation factor activity
Source: RefSeq, a predicted model, not a curated record
CCCGGUCGGAGGGGCCGGCCCCCCUUCUGGAUUGUGUCUUUCUCUGUCUCAGCCGGAAAUCCCCCUUUUCUCCAACACCAAAAUGGCCAACCUCGGUGUCGUCGCUAACCUCAACAAGCACCUUGCUGACAAGUCCUACAUUGAGGGCUUCGUCGCCACUCAGGCCGACGUCCAGGUCUUCAAGGCCUACGCCGACGCCCCUGAGGCCCACAACACCUACGCUCUGCGCUGGUACAACCACAUCAAGGCCCUCAACCACGAGGCCCUCCCCGCCGCUGAGAAGGACGACUACCUCGCUUCUGAGGAGGCCGAGGAGGCUGAGGAGGACGACUUCGACCUGUUCGGUUCCGACGAGGAGGAGGACGCCGAGGCCGCCCGCCUGCGCUCCGAGCGCCUGGCCGCCUACCGCGCCAAGAAGGCCGCCAAGCCCGCCGUCGUCCAGAAGUCCACCAUCGUCCUCGACGUCAAGCCCUACGACGACACCACCGACAUGGUUGAGCUCGAGAAGCUCGUCCGCGAGAUCCAGACCGACGGCCUCGUCUGGGGUGCUGCCCAGCUCAUCCCCGUUGCCUUCGGUGUCAAGAAGCUUCAGAUUAUGGUCACCGUCGAGGACGACAAGGUCGGUACCGACUUCCUCGAGGAUCAGCUCCUCAACAUCGAGGACCACGUCCAGUCCGUCGACAUUGUUGCCUUCAACAAGCUCUAAGCGACCUGGCGGCAUGCGCCCCUCCCUUCCCCCCCCCUGCAGCGCGCCCCCCUGUCUCUUUCCCCCCCCCCCCCGGGGACGACCUGUCUCUCGUGGGUGUUCCUCUCUCUGGCACAUACACAACCCCCUCCCUUUG